UCAUAUACGGUAUUUAGUCAGACCCGUCCCGCUAGGUGGAGACUGCAAAAUGAAAAUGGCAAAAGUAAAUAGCGAUGAUGCAGUAAUUCGAAGGAAUCGUCCUGGAACAAAGUCAGAGAACUGGUGUAACUGGCCAGAUGAGAGUUUUGAGGAGAUGGACAGUACGCUGGCAGUACAGCAGUACCUACAGCAGCUUAUUGCAAGGGACGCCUCAUGUGUGGAUGAGAUACUUACACCACCGGAGGGGCAAGAUGAGGGAGUCUGGAAAUACGAACAUCUUCGCCAGUUCUGUAUGGAGCUGAACGGUCUGGCAGUGAAGCUACAGAAGGAGUGUGAUCCAGACACCUGCACGCAGAUGACAGCAACUGAGCAAUGGAUCUUCCUGUGUGCUGCACACAAGACGCCCAAGGAGUGUCCGGCUAUAGAUUACACCCGACACACACUAGAUGGAGCUGCAUGUCUCCUCAACAGUAACAAGUACUUUCCAAGCAGGGUUAGUAUCAAGGAGUCCUCAGUUGCCAAGCUGGGCUCAGUGUGUCGCAGAGUGUAUCGUAUCUUCUCUCACGCCUACUUUCACCACCGGGCUCUAUUUGAUGAAUAUGAGAAUGAAACAAGCUUAUGCAAGCGGUUCACCGUGUUUGUGACCAAAUAUGAACUCAUGUCCAAGGACAAUCUAAUAGUGCCCAUACUGGAGGGUCAACAGAGCCUACAGACCGAGAGCGAGGCUUGACCAGUGGUCAAACAGUCUGGACAGUGACCAAAGGUCAGCUAGAGUAAACCCUGGGUUUAAUCGAAUACAUAUAGUGAACAGUGGAAGCAUGUCCGGAUGAUGAACAAUGAUCAUUUAGGCCAAGUGAGUGGUCAGUUAAGUCAGGCCGGUGACCAGCGGUCAAACAUGUAUUAUAUUAGAGGAAUAUAUUUAUUUAAACGUCAGUGUUUUGUAGAAUUGUGCUGUGAAUACUUAAGAUGAAUGAUCUAGAUAUAUGUUUCAAGUAAGUUUGAUAAUGGGUUUGCAUAAAGCCAAUGGGAGCUUGGUAUUGCGUCCGCUGAUGAAAUUAUUUGUCACAUUUUAAUUUUGUAGUGACUAACCAAUUAGCAAGUGCCGCUAGAUGUCGAUGCUCAUGACAUAGCCAUCCCAUAUAUGUGUGUCUGUCCAUACCUCUGUAAACCAUUUUUUGUCACUUAUUCAAGUGCUAGAGACACUGGUUUUUAUGCCCCCGGUAGGGUGGCAUAUAGCAGUUGAACUGUCCGUCAGUAUGUCAGUUUGUGUGUAU
Molecule: messenger RNA, 1274 nt
Organism: Dreissena polymorpha
Lineage: Eukaryota; Metazoa; Mollusca; Bivalvia; Myida; Dreissenidae
Product: MOB-like protein phocein
Exons: 6
Coding region: 50-730 (226 amino acids)
Cellular component (GO): cytoplasm
Source: RefSeq, a predicted model, not a curated record